AUGACAUUCCACAACCAGAGCGGGGACUGUCAACAGUCUUAUAGCAUGAACCAAUACUAUGGACGCCAAAUACCUGCACUGCACAUUGAUCCUGUGCAGACGCAGCAGAGCACGUUCUCCCAACAACCACGGAGUGCACAUAGUGUACGGAGCCAAAGAUCUAGCUCAUCAGCCUCCUUACAUACUCCGAGAACUGCAUCACAUAUGAGAGGUUUCGAUCGUAUGAAUCAUCGUCAGACCAAUCUCUCUCCAUUAGAGAAUGGUAUUGGAUCCCAUACGCCGAGGGAUUUUGACCUUCUCGAUCCAAACUAUGCCCGGCCCUAUCAUGGCUCGACUGCAGGUAAAGGACCGGAGCCAGCGUGGAGUCCAUACAAUCUGAGGCUUUCUCAGUCUGGUAGCUCUCAUGGUCUUUCUCCUCGAUCGAGUGUGAAUUUCCAGUUCCCAUGGGGUCCAGGAUCCGAUAUUGAUAGUCAGGCUGUGCCAUCUGACGAGGGUUACUUCUCGCGGAACACCAAGUCUGUCAUAAGCAAUGAGCCUGAUCAUGUUAAUCAGGAACUAUCGGCAAGUUUCAUGUCCCCUUUUAACAAUAUGCAUGUCGAGUCUGCCACAAGCGAGGCUCCUACCAUGUCACGGAUGCCUUCAGAUCAACGAUCCCACGUCAGCAGUCGUAGUGAGAGGUCGAGGUCAAAGAAAGACUUCCCAUGUCACGAGUGCCUAGAAGUACUCAAAUGUAACUCAGAGUUCAAGAAACACAUGCUCAAACACAGCAAACCCUUCAAGUGUGACGUACCCGGCUGCAAAAGAGUAGAAGGAUUCACAACUACGAAUGAUCUUGAGCGGCAUCAGAAAAGCCUACAUCGGAAGGACAUUGAUAAGAAGUCUUAUCAGUGUGCUGUAGAGGACUGUAGGAACAAAGAGAAGAUAUGGCCGCGCCUAGACAACUUCAAGCAGCAUGUCGAGAGGAUGCACAAAGAAGAGAACGUGCACGAUCUCGUAGAAAGAUCGAUAUGGCGUCCGAAGGCAGUCGACUCUCCCACAGAGGAUAAAACGAUCGUCACACCCCUGGACAUUGGGUCAACAGUAGCUGGCAUGGAGGUCCCUUUCUUGAUAAGCCCAACAAUGGGCCUGAUAGACUUUCCCCCGAUACAGGAUUCUACAUACCUAUCUUCGCCAAGCCAGGACUCCGAGUUUGUACCAAACUCACAGCCACUAUCUCGGCUCUCUGGAUUUGGGCCUACUUCCGUACCUCAUAACACUCGCAUUCAGAAAGUGCCGAAGAUGAAUCGUUCUCGGCACAAUGCACCAGGACUCUCCGCGCAGCGAAUACAGGCUCCUCUCUCCACUACCAAGACAGCUCAUGGCGCGUCUGGAAGUAACCAUUUCAAGAUUCGAAAACCCUCACAUGGUUCUUCUCUAUCAAAUGCGCCGCAGACUAAGGCUGAGCAGCAAGCAUCGGAGCUCAAGAGAAAGUCUGAACAGCGCUUGCAUUCCCCAGAGCCUGUGGACGUUGAGAGUCGCAUACUAGAGUUGAUACAAAAAGCCAAUCGUGACGAUAUGUCCAAGAGGCCGUCGAAGUCUGAGAAGAAUGACGCAUUGUUAAAGAUGAUGGCUGAGCUUGUCAAUAAAGGCCCAGGAUCCCCCGACGCAGAACAACGUCGCAGCAGCAAGAGUUCUUCAGUCAAUGACAAAAUAUGUCCGAUGCCUGGCUGCGAAUUUGCGGUCGCUCGUGAAUGCGAUCUGCGUAAGCACAUCAAGCGACAUAACAGGCCCUAUGGAUGCACAUAUCCUAAGUGCCACAAACGCUUUGGCGCAAAGUCAGAUUGGAAACGUCACGAGAACAGUCAGCAUUUCCAGCAGGAAGCCUUCCGCUGCGAUCAAGAACUGCACACAGGUCAAGUCUGUGGUGUGCAUCUGUACCGCGAAGGAGCGUUCAAGAACCAUUUAGAGACGCAGCAUAAGAUGGCGUGUGAGGUUGCUCAAGAGCAUGUAAAUCUCCGGAGAAUUGGCAAGAAUUGCCAAGGUACUUUCUGGUGUGGCCUAUGCAAAGAUGUUGUGCCGCUCAAAGAGCGACGCAAUGCAGCUUGGGAUGAGCGGUUCGAUCAUAUCGCGCGUCACUUCGAGAAGGAGAGGAGAAGUAUCGAUGAUUGGAUCUGCGCUGAAGAGAACCGAGCGAAGAAAGAGCUACUGGAAGAGAAGAAGAAACGGAGCUACUUUGACGAUGACGAUGAGGGGGAAAGGGACGGCGACGUGGAUGCUACCGGGGACGUUGAUGACGAUGUUCCACAGCCACGACCGCCGCCUCCUCUUCCAAAGAACAUGCCCAGCAUGCCAAUGUCAAGCCAUGCAACAAUGCGACACUCACCACUUGCAGGAGAUAUCGCUCUAGGAACUCCAAUAAAACGACAGCGUUCAGAAGAUUCGGCACAUGGCGAGCGACAUCCAAAGCGAAGACAAACGACUAUGGUAACGAAUCGCUAUUGUUGCGGAUGUCAAAGCCCUUGCGGUGUUGUAGAUGUUGCUUGCGCCAACUGCUCACAUCGCGUAUGCGCCAAUUGCAGCGUUGAAGAGACGGAGGCUUUCAUGAUGGAUUUCUUUUGCGGGGACUAG
This is a messenger RNA of Alternaria rosae, 2607 nucleotides long. RefSeq lists its product as uncharacterized. Gene Ontology annotation, biological process: regulation of transcription by RNA polymerase II. Bases 1 to 2607 code for a protein of 868 amino acids. Gene Ontology annotation, cellular component: nucleus. NCBI's taxonomy places the organism in Eukaryota, Fungi, Ascomycota, Dothideomycetes, Pleosporales, Pleosporaceae. The record is from RefSeq and is a predicted model, not a curated record. The transcript has 4 exons.